AGGAGGGAGAGGAUGAAGGCAGCGCCGGGUUAUAUUUAAUCCAGCCGCGCUCCUCUUUGGGAUAAUAACUUUUUUGCUCCAUUCCAGGACUUGUCUGUCAUCUUGACACGGCAAUAUCUCCCAACUCCACUGUUUCAUAGUCAGUUUCAUUUAUUUCCAAAUACCAUUUCACACCCUGCUGGCUUUAACUAGGUAUUAUACAGCGAGAGGGGAGCGCGCGGGAGAUUGAAUCGUGACAGAGACAACAGCGGUUCUGCCUGAAAAAUAAGUGAAUAUUUUGUUGUGCUACUUACCAACCGAGUGUGGGCUGGCAUCUGCGGUGUUUCCAGGCGGAUACACUGCAGUGGACUGGGAAUUCCUUGGACUCCGACAAGGCCACAGCAGCUCGAGCAGGUGGAGAGAGGAGAGAGAAAAAAAUGAUGAUGGUAUCGGGGUGAAGAGACGUCUACUGCUGUGUUGUGCUGGUGCUGGGUAACUGGCUGCUGCGGAUACAAGGAAGCCCAUUGUCAGGAGAUAUGGGCCGAUUGCGCCCAUCUUGCCAACUUGUUUCCAUAGUUACAUCAAUGUUGUUGAAGUGAGAAGAUCAGGUAUUCCAGUGGUUGGUGCCUAUUGGAGGAGCUGUGAUGGAUGAUCAACUGCUUGGGCAGUGGCCAGUGUCCCACCUUCUUGGAGCGGCAUGAUUGACGUUUUCGGAGAGGCAUGAGGUGGGACUUGCGCGCUGCUUCUUCUCCAAUCGCGGCUCGAGGGGCGGAGGCUUUCCAUCCAUACUCCGAUUAUGAGUCAGUUACCAGACAUAAGCGGAACAAUAACACUUGGUGACACUUUGGACGUGAAAACCAUCCACACAGGCAAGUUCUUAGCGGUGCAGGAGUGGCCAAAGCCAAAAGCAGCGAUUCAGAUCAGAUUUCACCUAAACCAGCUGGAAGAGAGACCGAGAGUGCUUCCCUCCUCCCGAAUCUAGAAAAGCUUACCAAGAAAAAGGAGGAGUGUCGCUGCUGCUGCGAGGCGCGGAGGGAUCCACAGGAAUUUCCACUGGAUAUUUUUUCUCUUUCGGUGUUGAAGAAAAAAAAACAUUUAAAACAAAGUUGGAGGUGAGGCAGCCAGAGCCGUGGUCGAGGAUGGACGAGCAGCCGCGGUUGAUGCACUCCCACGGGGUUGGCAUGGCCGGACACCCCGGUCUGGCGCAGCACAUGCAGGACGGUACGGCGGGGACAGACGCAGAGGGCAGGAAGCAGGACAUCGGAGACAUAUUACAGCAGAUCAUGACCAUCACAGACCAAAGCUUGGACGAAGCGCAAGCGAGGAAGCAUGCACUCAACUGCCACAGAAUGAAACCAGCUCUUUUCAACGUCUUGUGUGAAAUCAAAGAGAAAACCGUGCUCAGUAUCCGCGGUGCCCAGGAGGAGGAGCCUCCAGACCCUCAGCUGAUGCGAUUGGACAACAUGCUGCUGGCAGAGGGCGUGGCCGGCCCGGAGAAAGGGGGCGGGUCCGCAGCAGCAGCGGCGGCCGCAGCUGCCACCGGAGGAGUGGGCGCAGACAACUCAGCAGAGCACUCAGACUACAGGGCCAAGCUGUCGCAGAUCCGGCAAAUCUACCACACAGAGCUGGAGAAAUAUGAGCAGGUCUUCACUCAUGCGUGCAAUGAGUUCACCACCCAUGUGAUGAACCUGCUGAGGGAGCAGUCGCGCACUCGGCCCAUCUCGCCCAAAGAGAUCGAGCGCAUGGUCAGCAUCAUCCACCGCAAGUUCAGCUCCAUCCAGAUGCAGCUGAAGCAGAGCACCUGCGAGGCCGUCAUGAUCCUGCGUUCACGCUUCCUCGACGCCAGGCGAAAGAGGAGAAACUUCAACAAACAGGCGACAGAGAUCCUAAACGAGUACUUUUACUCCCACCUCAGUAACCCGUACCCCAGCGAGGAGGCCAAAGAGGAGUUGGCCAAGAAGUGCGGCAUCACCGUCUCACAGGUAUCCAACUGGUUUGGGAACAAGAGAAUCCGAUACAAGAAAAACAUUGGCAAAUUCCAAGAGGAGGCCAACAUGUACGCAGCAAGGACCGCAGUGAACGCAACCAACGUGUCAGCUCACGGCAGCCAGGCCAACUCCCCCUCCACUCCCAAUUCAGCAGGUUCUGCUGGCUCUUUUAACAUGUCAAACUCCGGAGAUUUGUUCAUGAGUGUGCAGUCCCUCAAUGGGGACUCAUACCAAGGGGGGCAAGUGGGGGCCAACAUUCAAUCCCAGGUGGAUACCCUUCGCCAUGUUAUCAGCCAGACCGGAGGAUACAGUGACAGCCUCGCAGCCAGCCAGAUGUACAGUCCACAGGGCAUCAACACAAACGGGGGCUGGCAGGAUGCCCCAACCCCUUCGUCAGUGACAUCGCCCACAGAAGGUCCCGGAAGCGUCCAUUCGGAUACUUCCAACUGAAUCUCGUCCAUCUCUUGGCCCCAUCCACACACAGGAACCAUGGACUGACCUUGCUAUCCACAGUAUUACACAGAGGAGUUUGCUGUCCCGCCUCAUGGAGAGGUACAGCAAAAGCCAGACCGCUCCAAAACACUUCUCUACAGUCGGACACUUGGGAUACAAAAAUACAAAAAUGUUUCAAAUUGUAAUCGAUGGAGAUGUUUGUACAGAUUUCACAUUCUAUUCAGAGGGCUGGGGUUACUUACUCACUCAUAAUGUUUUCACACAUCAUGAUAAAAUGUUAUGAUAAAGAAACCAUUCUCCAUUCUACCUCUCAGCCACAUAAAAAACAUAGAAAAAUGUCAGUGACCAUUAUUUGUUUUGUAAAAAUAAAAAACUUUUUUGUCUUUGCAAGAGGCACAUCUUCUUACUUACGUACAUUUUGUUGUCUCUCACUUAUUCUAUGGUACGCCAUUUAGACUUAAAUAUUGCUCAGUUGUUUACAAUGUGUGCUUGAUAAAGUCUGUCCAUCUCCCCCUCACUCUCCUGCUGCAGGAGAUGUGAGCUCUAAGGUAACCCUGUGAAGUAUGUUAUCUGUAAAACAAUAAAGAAAUACUUGUCAUCCAA
Molecule: messenger RNA, 3023 nt
Organism: Boleophthalmus pectinirostris (great blue-spotted mudskipper)
Lineage: Eukaryota; Metazoa; Chordata; Actinopteri; Gobiiformes; Gobiidae
Gene: pbx1a
Product: pre-B-cell leukemia homeobox 1a
Exons: 14
Coding region: 1119-2417 (432 amino acids)
Biological process (GO): animal organ morphogenesis; embryonic organ development; eye development
Cellular component (GO): nucleus
Molecular function (GO): RNA polymerase II cis-regulatory region sequence-specific DNA binding; DNA-binding transcription factor activity, RNA polymerase II-specific
Source: RefSeq, a predicted model, not a curated record